Prunus armeniaca (apricot) is the source of this 423-nucleotide messenger RNA. The record is from the annotation of a GenBank genome assembly. Lineage: Eukaryota; Viridiplantae; Streptophyta; Magnoliopsida; Rosales; Rosaceae.
AUGAUGAAUCAGAGCCACACUCAUACUGCCAUCCGAGGAACAAAAGGGUAUGUUGCACCCGAGUGGUUUAGGAACAUGCCAAUCACUACCAAAGUUGAUGUGUAUAGCUUUGGUGUUGUACUACUAGAGAUCAUCUGCUGUAGGAGAAGCGUCGAUGUGGGAAAUAGCUGCGAAGGGAAAGCGAUUUUAACCAAUUGGGUUUAUGAUUGCUACCAAGAAGGAAAAAUAGAUGCUGUUCUAGAUCACGAAACUGAGGCUUUGCAUGAUAAAAAGAAUCUGGAAAAGAGUGUGAUGGUUGCUAUUUCGUGCAUCCAAGAAGACCCGGCUCUUCGGCCGACUAUGAGGAAGGUUGUGCAGAUGCUUGAAGGAGUAGUGGAAGUGCAUGCUCCACCAUGUCCUUCCUCAUACACCAGAGCAGCCUGA